Messenger RNA from Tetrahymena thermophila SB210, 2460 nucleotides. RefSeq names its product piwi domain protein. Gene Ontology annotation, cellular component: P granule. The transcript has 4 exons. The record is from RefSeq and is a predicted model, not a curated record. Lineage: Eukaryota; Ciliophora; Oligohymenophorea; Hymenostomatida; Tetrahymenidae. Gene Ontology annotation, molecular function: piRNA binding; protein binding. Gene Ontology annotation, biological process: regulatory ncRNA-mediated gene silencing.
AAUAAAAAACUAUUUCAUAAAAAUUGUUUUAAUCUUAAGUAAAAAAUAAUCUCUAAAUUCGAUAUGAGUUUUAACGAUAAUAGUAAUACUUUGGUUACUAAUCAUUACAAAAUUAAAAUUAAUAAUAUAAAGAUUAAUUGCUAUGAAUUUUAGACUUAGCCUCCUAUUGAUCCUCUUUUGCUUAACCGUAAGUCAAGAUACAUCUCAAGAGUUUUCAACAAAAAGAUAAAAGAAAUAUUUAGUACCUUUAUUAUUGGGUCUUAACUUAUUUACUCUCCUAUUGAUUUGCAUAAUAAAGUCAGUCUUGGAACCUUUGAUUUUGUAUCCCCUAAGACUGAUGGGUGUGAGUCCUUCACUUAAGAGCUUGAAGUUUUCUUAGUAAAGAAAAAAGAUAUUGUUGGAUAAUAGCUUGAAGAGGAAAAUAAAGAACUUCAAAAUAUAUUGGGAUAGCUAAUGAGAAACUUCUAAAAUAACACUAAAGGGUUUUAAUAGCUUGGUGCUACUAAGAGGUUUGCUAUGAAUGUUAUAAAAAAUAUCUCUAAUGGCCUUGAAGCAGUUCUCGGAGUUGAAACUUUCUUCAAAUUUAGUCCUCAAACAGGAUUUUAACUUUCAGUAGAUUACUGUAUCAAAGUUAUUAACAACACAUCUGUUUAUGAUUUCUUAAAAAAAUCUAUGUCUUAAGGAGCAGAUAGUAUCCAAGAAAAAAUGUAAAACUGUGUAGUUAUUAGUAAUUAUGGAGAUAAAAAAUUGUACAAGGUUAAUGGAGUAGCGUUUGAUUUAAAUCCUAAUUCUUUCUUUGAAAUGAGGGAUCCUAAUGAAUCUACUGGUAAAAAGAAAAUAUCAUUCGUUUAAUACUAUGAGCUCGUCCAUAACAUCAGAAUUAGAGAUAAUAGAUAGCCUCUUCUUAUAGUUGAAAAGAAAAGAAGAUAAAAUAAAAGAGCUAAUUAAGAAGGAAAACCAUAAUAAGAAACUCCUAAAAUCUAUUUAAUACCAGAGUUAUGCUAAAUGACUGGCAUUCCUGAUGAACUUCAAAAUGACUUUAUGCUCAAGAAAGCUAUAACACAAGUUUCCUAGCCCAAACCUUAAGAGAGAUCUUAGCACUGUGGAAAUUAUGUCUCAGCUCUAAUACACUAAAACUAAAAGGCUCUAAGUGAAUGGGGCAUUUAACUAAGCUAAAAUGACCCUGUUAAAGCUCGUUAUCAAGUUAUCCAACCAGGAUGUAUUCUUAUGAAUUAAAAUAGAGAAAUUAACAUUUAUGGAGAAAAAUAACUAGAUAGAAAAAUUUAAGAUAGAAUGUACCAGCCUUGCUACCUCAAGAAGUGGUGUGCCAUUUGUCACAAAUCUGAUCAAUAAUUGGCUGGCUAGUUCAUGUCAACACUGAAGAAUAGAAUGCAAGCUCAUGGGAUAGGAUAUAAUGAACCUAAUUAUUUUACUGUUGAAGGUUAAUCACAAGAUGAACUCAAAAGGCUUAUCGAUUCAUUCCCACCUGAUGUUGAUUUUAUUGUAUUUAUAUUGCAAGGAGCCAAAGGAAAAGGCAAAAAUUAUUAGUACCUAAAAUCUUUUUUGUUAAAAGAAAAACCUAUUCCUAGCUAGAUGAUUCUUUAAGGUACUAUCAAGAGCAGUAAAGAUGGUUGCUAAGUUAUUUGUAACAAGAUAUGCAAUCAAAUAUGUAUUAAAGUUGGAGGAAUACCUUACAUCAUCAAAGAUCUUCCAUUUAGUAAUCUUCCUACUAUGCUUGUUGGUAUAGAUUACAUCCGCAAAGAAAACUAAAAAUCAGUUUAUUCAUUUGUUGCUUCAGUUGACAGUACAUUCUGUAAAUUUUUUUCAGGUGCUUAACUUUUAGACGCUUAAGACUAAAAUAACAAAUUUGUUGACAAGCUUUUGCAAGCAAGUCUUACUUAAUUUAAAUAAAAAAAUGGAAUACUGCCUUAACGUGUUAUAAUUUAUAGAUAAGCUGCUAACAAUAUAUUGAACGAGCCUCUAAAGGAAGAAAUUGCAAUCAUGAAAAAAUGCCUAUCAGAAAUGGAAAUGUCUUAAUGCAAGAUCCACAUAGUUGGUGUUAACAGUAGUGAUAAGACUAAAUUUUUCAAUGAAGAUUACUCUAAUCCAGCUUAAGGAACUGUCAUUAGUUAAGAUGUAGUAUCAUCGUAAGGAGAUUUCUUCUUGGUGUCUCAAAGAUCUAUGCAAGGAACUGCAUAACCUAUGAUGUACAAAGAGAUUUACAGUGAUUAUGAAGGUAUGGAAUUAGAAUAAAUAAGGACUUAACUUCAUACCUUGACCUAUAGGAUGAGUUAUCUUUUCUACAAUUUCACUGGAGCAAUCAAGAUACCAAGCAUCUUGAAGUAUGCUGAAUAGUAAACUAAAUUCAUGAAAAACAACUUUGAGAACUUGAAUAAGAUGGACCCUCAAACACUCCUCAGCUAGAAGAUGUGUGAUAAGAAUUCUACAUUCUAUAUUUGA